This is a messenger RNA of Hevea brasiliensis (rubber tree), 693 nucleotides long. RefSeq lists its product as uncharacterized. The record is from RefSeq and is a predicted model, not a curated record. The transcript has 2 exons. Bases 1 to 693 code for a protein of 230 amino acids. NCBI's taxonomy places the organism in Eukaryota, Viridiplantae, Streptophyta, Magnoliopsida, Malpighiales, Euphorbiaceae.
AUGUCAUCCUACACCAAGUUCCUUAAAGACAUUCUUUCAAAGAAGAGAAGGUUGGAAGAUUAUGAGACUGUUGCUCUUACAGAGGAAUGCAGUGCCAUAUUACAAAAUAAACUGCCACCAAAGCUCAAGGAUCCAAAAAGCUUCUCCAUACCUUGUCUUAUUGGCAACAUGAAGAUAGACAAGGCCUUCUGUGAUCUAGGUGCAAUCAAAUACCUGGUUGGCAUCCUAGAAAACAUCCCCAUCAAGGUGGAAAAAUUCUUCAUCCCCGUUGAUUUUGUUGUCUUAAAAAUGGAAGAGGAUGUCCAAAUUCCUAUCAUCCUGGGAAGACCUUUCUUGGCAACCGUCGGUGCUAUCAUAGAUUUUAAGAAUGGGCAGUUAACUCUCAAAGUAGGAGAUAAAGAAGUGGAAUUUAACCUAUUUAGAGCAGUAAAGCAUAAACUUGAACCUGAUGAAUGCUUAAGGGUUGACAUAACUGACAAGCUAGUUGAAGAGGAACUACACAAAACACAUCCUGAAGAUCCUCUUGAAGCAUGCAUAGUGCAUAGCCACACAGCAGAUAAUGAAGACACGGAAAUCACAGCUUGUGCACAAUAUUUAGAAGUCAGCCCAUCCAUACCUUUAGCUCAAGCUCUCCAGGUGGAAGAGCAAAAGCAGGAACAACCAAAAAGCAAGCCACAGGAAGAUACCAAAUAG